Messenger RNA from Eruca vesicaria subsp. sativa (arugula), 992 nucleotides. Lineage: Eukaryota; Viridiplantae; Streptophyta; Magnoliopsida; Brassicales; Brassicaceae. The record is from the annotation of a GenBank genome assembly.
AACUCAUCUUCCUUGUUAAAGUAAUCCCACUUAAAUUAUCUCUCUCUUUCUUAUUCUCCUUCCUUCUUCUUGUUUUGUUUUUGGCUGUGUCUGUGUGUUGAGAUUUCAAUCAAAUGGCUUCAACUGCUUCAAAGUUCAUAAAAUGUGUGACUGUUGGUGAUGGCGCCGUUGGUAAAACAUGUAUGCUCAUCUGCUACACCAGCAACAAAUUCCCUACUGACUACAUACCAACAGUUUUUGACAACUUUAGUGCAAACGUUGUAGUUGAAGGCACCACUGUGAACUUAGGACUAUGGGACACUGCUGGGCAAGAAGACUAUAACAGAUUAAGACCUUUGAGUUACAGAGGAGCAGAUGUCUUUGUCCUGUCUUUCUCAUUGGUCAGCCGAGCUAGCUACGAGAAUGUUUUCAAAAAGUGGAUACCUGAACUCCAACACUUUGCUCCAGGAGUUCCAUUAGUCCUUGUUGGUACCAAAUUAGAUCUCCGUGAAGAUAAGCAUUAUUUGGCUGACCAUCCUGGACUAUCCCCUGUAACUACUGCACAGGGAGAGGAGUUGCGUAAGCUAAUUGGCGCCACGUAUUACAUUGAAUGUAGCUCAAAGACUCAACAGAAUGUAAAAGCAGUUUUUGAUUCAGCGAUCAAGGAAGUGAUUAAACCGGUGGUUAAACAAAAGGAGAAGACCAAGAAAACGAAGAAGCAAAAGUCUAACCACGGCUGUUUAUCAAACGUUCUGUGUGGGAGGAGAGUGACUCGGCAUUGAUGUUGAUGAUGACCUGAACUCUAUCUAAUGAUGGCAAAGUCCACUCUUGAGUCUGUGUUAUAAAUGAGUUACAUAUAUAUAUAUAUGUAGAUGGAAUCAUGUAAGAGAGAUGAUUAGCCUAUAAUCAAUCAAUAGCUUACAGUGAAGAGAGAUAGAAGAGCUUACUAGCACUAACUCAAUUAUGUUUAAUUGUUUAAAACCAAUAUAUUAAGCCUUUUUGUUGUACCAGAG